AGCCUUUAAUUUAUAAUUUUGUAUCAAAUUUUGAAAAUGGUCAAAAGUUAAUGAUGGACGACAAAAACAGCUGAUUCUCCUCCAGCAACUUUCUCCUCUAGCUUAACUUAACCCGUUCAAAUGCGAAAAAUAUAAAUAGACUUCUGAUUAGACUACGUUCACACUACAAAUUUUUCAGAAUUAACGCGAAGUUAACUUCGAGAGCGUUUACAUCUAAAUCUUUAAUAUACCAAUAAGAUUUUGACAUUUUCCCUAAAAUUGUGCUAAAGUGUGACAGUACUCGGCUUUACCACUACAUCUUCUACAUAUUUCUAAUUGCAGGCAAUUUGAGACUACGAAAAUAUACAAAAGUGCAUCCCAGAACAAUUCAAAUCUUUGGUAAUGUCAAUAUCUUGUGGUCGUUUGUAUUUUAUCUGGUCUAGCGAUCGAUCAAGCAGCGCAACAGUAUUUAUCACAAGUACCAAUAGAAGCUAAACAGGCUCAAGCCAAACGAGAUCACAACAGUUUUCAUAUAUCUGUGGUAACUAAAGAAGAAUUUCAAGUUAAAACUCUCGAAUGCAAACAAUUACUCCAGCAGCCGUUAUCUCCAGCUGAAAGCCAGUUUAUUGUGGUAGGGUUAGGUAAACAGUCACUAGGUGAUAAUCGUGUCUGGUUCGUAAUUGCUUAUUGGCAUGGAGGUCGUAAAAUUCGUCAGUCUUUAAGUUUACCAAUGAUCGAUUUUCACAUUACACUUGGUUUUGAAGGAGUUGAUGUAUUUGAUGUGAGAAAAAAUUUGAGAACGUUGAUCUAUCAUGAACAGUCAUUAGAUACAGCAAGUACAUUAUUACAGUAUGCACACGAAUGUUUCUCUCAACGUGAAUAUGCAUUAGAACUGUGUAGUGCGGGACUACAAUUGUUGCCACCAGAUAAUCAGCUUGCGUUUAGUUUAUUGUCGUUACGAUCAUUAUUAUACGGUCAAUUGAAACAAUAUAGCAACUGUAUGGUUGAUGCUGAAAAAAUGCUUGAACUUCACUCAACUAGUCAAAUUGCUCACAGUCGAAUAGCCAAUGCCUGUGUGUAUUUAAAAGACUAUACACGAGCACAUGCUACAUUUAUUAAGUAUUUAAAACUUAUGAAGAAGGAGCAUACUAAACUGAUUAUCGGUGUAACAGAUGAGGAUGAAUCAAGUAUAACUGAAAACGAGCUUGAGCGUAUUCAUCGAGGAUUACGAUAUUGUUCACAAAAGAUAAACCAUGCUGUUAUUUGUGAAGACUCUCGUGAACGUGUUACUGUCAGUGUACUUGAUGCACGUUUAUGUACUACGGAAUUAUUUGCAUUACCUGUGACAGUAACAUUGGCUAGGAAUUUUAGUUGGAUUUUGCCUGGAACAUUGACUGCCAUGAGUAUUCCAAGAAAUGCUGCUCAUAUGAUAGCAUUAGAAUAUUUAAAUAUUGGCUUAAUUGUAACAGCUAUGAGUGAAGGACCAUUAAAAGAUGAACUCUUUCCUGCAGACUGUAUCGUGCAACAGAUGCAUAUACCCACAGUAAAUUAUAAACCCCCAGCACUAGAAGAAGUGGCCUCUAUCUUGCUCCAGCUAUAA
This is a messenger RNA of Didymodactylos carnosus, 1579 nucleotides long. Lineage: Eukaryota; Metazoa; Rotifera; Eurotatoria; Philodinida; Philodinidae. The record is from the annotation of a GenBank genome assembly.